UCUCGCUCCAUAGGCUGCAGCCUGUCGCAGCACGCCCUUUCAGCCUCUUCCGUGAAACUUGUGGUUGUGCUGCUGUCAGCUUCAGACCACUCCCUCUGUCAGCAGAGCAGUCAAGUCUCUGCUCGCUCCUCUGUGACUCCUCAGACUGUUUUUCUUUAAGAUUAUGUGCUCAGCCGAGGAUGGCGGAAGCCAACGCACUUGAGGAACUGCAAUCGGAGCUUACCUGCCCGGUGUGUUUGGAGCUGUUCCGUGAUCCGGUGAUCCUCGAUUGCGGUCACCACUUCUGCCAGGUGUGCAUCAUCCAGUGCUGGGAGGCAAAAGCGGAUGAGUUUUCCAGUUGUCCAAAGUGUAGAAAGUCGUGCAGCCGUAAAUUGCGACCCAACUCGCUUCUGUGUAACGUCGUGGACAGUGUGCGGAGAGCCGGGACCAUGGACACGGUCAUGGGGAAAACUGGGUGGGACCCGGAAGGUUCGCUGGAGGAGCCGGAGGAGCGGGAGCCCGGGUCCAGCAUGAGCAGCGUGGCCUCGUCCAUCGGGCACUGGCCGCGCAUGGGUAUGGGUAUGGAUAUGUGCGAGGAGCAUGAGGAGAAGCUGAAGCUGUACUGUGAGGACGACCAGCUGCCCAUAUGUCUGGUGUGCGGGAUGUCCCGGGACCACAAGACCCACAAUGUCAUCCCCAUUAACGAGGCUUUUGAAAACUACAAGGAUAAGCUGUCUGUCGCUCUAGAGAGGGUUCAACUGCAGUCAGAGGAGGCCACGCUCUUCCAAAGACAGACCAAUGAAAAGAUCCUGUUCAUUAAGGAGCGAGCAGGAGAUCUCGAGGAGCUGGUCACUGCAGAGUUUAGUCGUCUGAGGGAGUUCCUGCUCGAGGAAGAGGAACGCAUAAAGGAGAAACUGCAGAAGCAGAAAGAGGAGAAGCUCAACCAGCUGGAGGAGGCACUCACUCAAACCACGGAGCAAAUCAGUCAGCUGGAAAGUACGGCUGACGAGCUCUGCGUUAAACUGAGAGAAGAGGAAAACCCAGAGCAACUCAAGGGAAUCAAAGAUUUCAUCGGAGGCGCUGAGAGCUUGUUUGAGCGCCCCCCAGAGGUGGAUGUCAACCUGCAGUCAGCAGAGUUCCUGGGACCUCUGCAGUACAGAACCUGGAGAAAAAUGAGCUCAUUUUUUCAGCCAGCUAUCACAGCGGUGACCUUCGACCCUGACACAGCCUACCCCUGUCUGUGGGUUUCCCAGUGUCGCACCAGCGUCCAGGUUGGAAAAAUUCAGCCCAACCUGCCCAACAACCCAGAACGCUUCACCCGAUACAACAUCGUCCUGGGCUCUGAAGCUUUCUCCUCUGGCAGACACUACUGGGAGGUGGAGGUAGGCUCCAAGACAGCAUGGGGUCUUGGUGUUGCCAUUGCCUCCGUCAACAGAAAGGAGGAGAUCAGCCUUUGCCCAGAUGAUGGUUUCUGGACCAUGAUACUGAGAGACAACGGCAACGGCACCAGCGAGUAUGAAGCAUGCACCGACUCAGAGGAAAGCUUGUUAUAUCCCUCCAAACCUCCUACAAGGGUGGGGGUCUAUUUGGACUAUAGUCGUGGUGAAGUGGCAUUUUAUGAUGCAGGAGACAUGAGCCACCUCUUCACCUUCUAUGAUGCAAAAUUCAAAGAGCCUGUUUUCCCGUACUUCAACCCCUGGCCGAUUAUCAGCGGACGCAAUCGGGAGCCGCUCACCAUAGUAACACCACACUGGGGAUAGAUGUGCUUUUUUACCGGAAGACUGACACUCUGCGUCAGCAGGCUCUGAAUAAAUCUGCAGACAAAUAUUCAGCAGCUGAUGAACUUAGAUGGACUCAUCUUAUGAGAAUUCACACAUCUGCCUCAAAAUGUGACUGCAUUAAUUAUGUGGUGAAGAUUCUUCAGAGUCUGCAAAGACUGGAAGUAAGAUAAAACUACUAAACUAAAACAAAUGACACUUUAAUGGACAUGGCUGUUGAUAUUCUACAUUUUUCUUAUUGUCAACAAGCCCCAUGAAAACACCAAAACCAACAAUGAACUAACAAGUACUGUGUGUUUUAAGCCAGAUAAAUCUUUUUUCCUCUGUGCCAUUUAAUACAAUUGUAUUGCAAAAAAAAAAAAAUAUUAAAAACACAUCAAUGAGCCACAUUGUUGCACUGGAUUAAAUGACCCCUAUCCCACAUCUGUGCUGCUGUCAUAAACCUUCACUAGUGUGCCAAAUGUGUAUUAAUCCACAACUGAAAAACAGUCAAAUAAAUGCAUGAUUGCUCCUGUUUUAGUAAUGUUUGCUAAAAAAAAAAAAUACAAUAGCGGCUUUUAAAUUUUACUUAUGUUAUAUUUUGUGACCAUUUUUUU
Messenger RNA from Larimichthys crocea (large yellow croaker), 2353 nucleotides. RefSeq names its product zinc-binding protein A33. NCBI's taxonomy places the organism in Eukaryota, Metazoa, Chordata, Actinopteri, Sciaenidae. Bases 180 to 1739 code for a protein of 519 amino acids. The transcript has 6 exons. The record is from RefSeq and is a predicted model, not a curated record. Gene Ontology annotation, molecular function: protein binding; zinc ion binding.